Messenger RNA from Theileria orientalis strain Shintoku, 1704 nucleotides. RefSeq lists its product as hypothetical. The coding region runs from base 1 to 1704 and encodes 567 amino acids. The record is from RefSeq and is a predicted model, not a curated record. NCBI's taxonomy places the organism in Eukaryota, Apicomplexa, Aconoidasida, Piroplasmida, Theileriidae. The transcript has a single exon.
AUGGAGGAGGAGGGGAACGAGAGCACAAGGUACCACGAAGCAAUGCUGAAGCUGCCGCUCUACUCAUGUGUGAUAAAGGAGCUUAUCUGGCUUAAAAAGGUGACGAAAUCGAAACAGUUUUUGAAAAAAACAAUAGAAGAUCCACAGCUCUUAAAGGAUUUUUCAAUACUGAAGACAAUAAGAGCAGAUGAGGAAAACGUAACGGUGAAGGAGAAUGGGCAGCUGAAAAAAAAAACACAAGUAAAUUUGGAAAGACAAUUGAAGUUGUACGAAGAUCUGCAGUGGAGCAGAGUGCCAGGAUACUUCUGGCCAGUACACUCAGGAGACUACUCGCCGCUGAGCCCAGACGGAGAAUUCGUGGACAGGCACGGAAAGUUAGGGCUGGACUUCUGGCAGUGGAACAGAGAAACGUCGCCACUGGGUUAUAUACCGCCACUGUGUACAUGUAAGAGGACGGAGGACUGCGUAACUGCAGUUAAAAAAUGGAUCAAAAACAUGAAGUUGGAGUACGAGCACAGAGUGUGCGAUAACGAAGUGUGCAGAGGAAUGUUGUACGUACCGUACAGCCUCUUGGAGAUACCACUUAACAGAGCAAUAAGUAACGGAAGCGAGUUCGCACAGAAAGUUAAGGUGCCAAACGAAACGGACGUGUACUGCGGGAACAUGAAGCACACAAUCAUACUAUGCACGACGAGCAGAAGGCACGAGAAGAAGUGCAUGGAAGCAAUAGAGCUGAGCGACGUGCCUUCGCCGCUGAUAUACGACGUGGACUGCGAGGACUUCGUGCCCUACUUCAAGAAGCACAACGACCACUGCAAGGAGUCCCCGCUGAUGACAGUGGAGCCGAUCGACUCGGACGUCUCGGACUCGGAGCAGAGCUACGGCAUGGGACAAAUGUUCGCAAUAAGAAGGCUGAACAGCCGAGUGAUGUUUGAAAAGUAUGACCAGAGCACGAAGAAGACGGCGCCAGUGGACGACCUGUUGCUGAAGGCAUGGGAAAAGAUAGGCGCCACGCGGAAGUCGCAAGACGCUGAAGAUGAGGAGAAGGAGGAUGCAAGUGAACAGGUGGCAGGAAAAAACACUCAAGGUAAGCACGAGGAUGAGCUGGAAGUGGAGAUAGAGUUGAAAGAAGACUUCCCGGACUCUAUCGCAGAAAAGGCGGCCAUGAAAGCAGCAAGGAGUGCCGCAAACACAGAUAAAACAGGCCCUGUACACAGUAAAGCCAGUAUGGACUCAGAAAGAGGUAGAAUAAAGAGUGAAAGGGCGGGAGUAAAGUCGGAAUUGAACCGAGAACGAGAGUCGCAUUCAGACUCACAGUCAGGCAUGAAGGCGAAAGAAAGGUCACAUGUAAAGCAGGAGCAUAAACAAGAGGAAUUUAAAUCGGAAAUUAAACAAGAAUUAAGUGCGGAAGUAAAAGGAGAAGUAAAAAGGGAACUAACAGAGAUGGCAGAAGACACAGUGGACCGUUCAUCAGAAUACUCAGAAGAAUCCGGCGCGGACGAGGAUAGCGACGAGGUGCUGGAGAAGCUGAAAGAACAGGCUUUCAAGGUGUAUCGCCUAAUAGAGUCGUUCUCAAGCGACCGAAGACCGCUUAAGUUAACACUGAGGAGCGUCGCUGGUAGAGAAGAGUUGACCAAAAGAUCAAAUGAUACAGUGAACCUGGAGGACCCGAGCACGCCGAAAAGGCAAAUCAAGGUGACGUAG